Gilbertella persicaria is the source of this 477-nucleotide messenger RNA. RefSeq lists its product as uncharacterized. The record is from RefSeq and is a predicted model, not a curated record. NCBI's taxonomy places the organism in Eukaryota, Fungi, Mucoromycota, Mucoromycetes, Mucorales, Choanephoraceae. The transcript is spliced from 3 exons. Bases 1 to 477 code for a protein of 158 amino acids.
AUGCCUACCUGGUGUAGAUAUUACCGCCAAACGAGUCAUAAUAAGUUUGAGUGUGAAAAAUCUAGAGCACAAAUCAUCUGCUACAACUGUCAAUACCUUGAGCACCGAUCAUUUGUAUGUCCUCACAAAGUACUCCUGAAUUCAUCGAAGAAGCGCAGGACACCAGCACCUAAGAAGCAUGAUUUUGAAAACGUCUUACCUCAUGCCACUAAGGAGGAUCAACCGGCCUCUUCUACUGAAAAGAAUUUGAAACUGACAAUCGUGGAAGACUACAUCAGCGUUUUUGAUAUUUCGGAAACUGACGGAAGCGAUGGUGAAGGCUUCGAUUAUAUGCCAAGUGAAUUCUAUGAUAGUGAUAGUGACAGUGACAAAGAGGAACUCGAAGCUGAGGGUGUGCAUAGAGCAAAAAAAUCAGAAGUAUCAAAUGCUAUUGCAAUGACAAAUCUGACUCGUCCCAGUAGAAGAGGCAGUGCUUAA